Molecule: messenger RNA, 912 nt
Organism: Ambispora gerdemannii
Lineage: Eukaryota; Fungi; Glomeromycota; Glomeromycetes; Archaeosporales; Ambisporaceae
Source: the annotation of a GenBank genome assembly
AUGAGUAAUAUAUAUGGUGACUUCUUCGCCAGAUCACACAUUGGUGAGAAUCCAGAGAUCAUUAGACAGGGCACUUUAACUCAAUCGCCCGAUAUUCAACCUGCCGGUACCAAGCCUAUUACUAAUCCGCACGAACAUUUUAUUGGCGGCGGAGAUGGGAUUCAAUUCAAUGUUGAUAAAGGAACCAAAAUCACAGAAACCGUACGAAAUUAUAUUUAUAUCCGAGGUGCCUCAGUCUUACCAUCAGAAGGGUAUGUCGAGCUUUACUUCGUACCGAAAACAUUAAUUUUGCAUCCAAACGAUUGGUCAAAGAAUCAAUUAAAAGAUGAGAAAGGCAAUACGCGCAUUAAAUUCAAUGCACCUGCUUACGGAAAGAUAGUAUUAAGUACACCAUUUGUUUGGGACCAUCCGGUAGGGAAUCAACAUUGCUGCCUUGUAUCACGUAUUGUUACAAAGGAACAUCCUAAUGAUAGGCAUAUGACACCAUUUAAAAAUAUUGAUGACUUCAAUAACUGGCUCAAAAACUCACCCGGAAUAGGCUGGCGAAAUAUAGAAUUUGUGAAUCCUUCGUUACCAACCUACACUACGACGACAGACUUACAAAUUCACCCAGAUUGGGCUACGCAUGAUGCUUUGAUUUAUCUCGAAACAGUCGAUAUACCUAAUGGAGUAACCGUAUCUUUCGAAUCAAGUAAUAUCGAUCCUCCUUUCAAACUCGAGCCACAGAAGGUUACUUCCAAGAAUCAAAAGUUUCUUAUACUUACACAAUUGAAAAGCGGAGCCAAGGGUAAAGUCACUUACACUUAUCAUAGAAACGGUAUUGAAGUACAUGCGGAUGCUAAACUUAUUCUUCAUGUUGCGAAGUUAUCCAUCCUUGGCAAUGUAAAUGUUGUUUUCAAACAUGACGUAUGA